This is a messenger RNA of Sarcophilus harrisii (Tasmanian devil), 810 nucleotides long. RefSeq names its product cell division cycle 26 (gene CDC26). NCBI's taxonomy places the organism in Eukaryota, Metazoa, Chordata, Mammalia, Dasyuromorphia, Dasyuridae. Gene Ontology annotation, biological process: regulation of mitotic cell cycle; protein K11-linked ubiquitination; anaphase-promoting complex-dependent catabolic process. The record is from RefSeq and is a predicted model, not a curated record. Gene Ontology annotation, cellular component: anaphase-promoting complex. The transcript is spliced from 3 exons. Bases 278 to 535 code for a protein of 85 amino acids.
CCGCCAGCCCAGGGGAGGCGCAGGGGAGGCGCAGGGGACUCUAGUCAUUGCCGAGGAGUAUCUUUUCCGGUUUGUAGGAUAAGGCUCAGAGCAUUCUGGGAGGGGUAAUCGGUGGCGACGAAUAAGGAAGGGACUGCGAGGCAUCCCGGGAAGCGUAGUCCUUGCGGUCGAGACUAUUACACAUCUAUCACCACCAGAAUAUGGUGGAGCUUCUUCCUUUUCCCUAAAUUUUGAUAGCUCAGUGGAUUUGGCUUAUAGGUGUUGAACUAUUACCAGGAUGCUCCGUCGAAAACCUACUCGCCUGGAGCUGAAGCUAGAUGACAUUGAGGAAUUUGAGAGUAUCCGGAAGGAUCUAGAGACCCGUAAAAAACAAAGAGAAGAGGUGGAUGUGGUGGGAGCCAGUGAUGGGGAAGGAGCUAUUGGCCUGAGCAGUGACCACAAGACCCGAGAACAAAUGAUCAAUGACCGAAUUGGUUAUAAGCCUCAGCCCAAACCCAAUAAUCGUUCAUCUCAGUUUGGAAGCUUUGAGUUUUAGAAUUUAUAGAAAAAAUCCUGUGCCUGCCUUUGAAAAAGCAAUGAGGUUAAGGAAAAGUUAAAAUAUUUACAGAACUGAAUGCUUGAAGAUUAUUGGAAUAAUUUGCCUUCUUGAGAUCCUAGUGAGACUUAGUUUCUUUAUUCAAGAAAAAUUUGAAUUGUAGUUGGUGUCUGGAACAUUGUCAUCUUCCUUUCCAGAGAAAUUGUAUUUUGUUUUUUAAAAUAAAGACAAGAAUUAAAUAAGUAAAAAAUAAAUAAAUAAAUAAAGACAACUUU